CGCCGACGGCGCCGUCAGUCGGGAGCGCCUCGUUGAACGAGUGAUUAACGGUGAUCGUGUGAUGACGGAGGUUGACGUCGAGGCGCCGGUCGUCGUCUGCGUAGGUGCGAAAUUCGAGAGGCUGCCGCGCGCGCGCGCGCACAAGAGGGAAGAGAGCAAGUAGGCGCGAGAGAGAGAGAGAGAGAGAGAGAAACAAAAAGAAGAAAAGAGCUGCGCGAUACUCGGCCUGACAAUGACGGUCCUGUGACUCUCGAGUUUCUCGAGGCGUUGAUCGCGCGAGGAGAGUGUGGCCAACAUCAUGGCGGCCACGAAGCAAGAGUCGCGCGCGGGCGACGAAAACUCGCCUUACUUUACAGACUUUCCCGCGCGGACGCGAUACGGCUGGUUUAAAUCCAACGAUCCGGACACGAUCGUCACGUGCGAGCCGCUGCCCGACGUGAACGUUUAUUUGUACGGCGGUACUAACUGCAGAAUCGUCGGCGGCGGCGGCACGAGAGGCAGCUACGAGUGGCGUUUCAGGAUCUUUACAACAGGCGACCAAGAGUUACAGAAUGUGGCCUUGAUAUCCGAUGAUCAUCGAGCUAACUUCUUCCUGAAGUCGGUGCGAGACAAGGACGGCACGGAAAUCGGCGUGACAAACGGCCAGGAGUGGCGGCAGAAUCCCUGUCCAGGUAACCCUGGAGAGGGCAAGAGGCGAUACCUGGUAACGGUCGGUUUCAUUGCCAAGAAACACGGCACGUAUCGGCAGGACCUGGUCUUUGGCUUCUCGAACUGGCCGGUAUACCUCCAAAGGAUCUGUGCGGACUACCUGCACAUCGAGAACUACGAGAGAAUACAGAGGGCGACGAAUUAUCAGCAGUCGCAGAUUCCGUCGAGAUGGGAGAGGCCGUACAAGUUCUACUCGCCCUUCAUGCCGCACGCGAAUCCGUGGGAGAUCAAGCUGUCGCGAAUCUACCCCUAUCCGGACCGACAGAACUUCGUCCUCACGCAGAACACCCUACUGGACAGCCGGCUGACACCGGACAAUUACCGGGGUCGCAUGCACGAGAUGAUCGCCCUCGAGGAGAUCGCCCGGCAUGAGCAGCUCUCGAGAUACAAUCAGAUCUCAUGGUUACGUCUUAUGGAGCAUUACGUGCUGUUUAACAGCGACGGCUCUACUAUGGUCAAAUACACGCCGCCGGGUGAGCUCUUCGCUCAGAUCCCACUCAGCCGGGACAUCUUGGAGGACACACAGAGCGGCAGACUCCUGCAGCGCAGCUGUAAUAGCGUUCUACUUAAGUUAUGGAAGAAUAAAACAAACAAUGUCAUUUUCGAAGCACACAUCGAAGACAAGAGCUCGCACUCCAUAUACGUCAGACUGAGCAAAGAAUGCGUGACUGUUUGGGAUUUGGAGGCGCACAACGAGCUCGAGGUCGAAGUACAAUUCACGUUGAGCCGUUUGAGCUUUUGCGAAUGGCACUUGGCGGUGGAUAGUCUCGAGAAUUUGGACCUAGUGUUUCUAAUGGACGAACCUUCUAAGACCAACAACGAGAUUAUUCGCGACUUUCUGCAGGUUGACGCUGACAAUCUUAGUGUCCUCUCUAGUCUACUCCUGAACUCGCCGCUCAAUCAUGAACAGAAGCAAGUGGUCACCGCGAUAACGUUGUCAAUCAAGGCUUCCUCACCACCGGUCCUUUUGCUGGGCCCAUUCGGCACGGGGAAGACAUUCACCAUAGCGCACAUGCUACGUAUGCUCGUACAGAAUACGAACAAUCGGAUACUUCUGUGUACGCACAGCAACAGCGCCGCUGAUCUUUACAUCAAGGAUUUUUUCCACGUCUGGUAUAAUAAGGAUAAACGUUCUCGACUCAAACCUGUUAGGAUAUAUUACAAAUUGCGUGCAUUGAACACGGUGCAUCCAACGGUCCAACAAUACUCCCUAAUGGACGAACAUGGUCAUUUCCGGGAUCCGGUUGCGGCAGAUCUACAAGAUUGUGGCCUAAUAGUGACUACACUGGCAACAUCCAGUUGUCUGAAGAGUCUCAAAUUGUCGCUGACUCACAUAGUCAUUGACGAGGCGGCCCAGGCCAUGGAGUGCGAGGCGCUGAUAGCUUUGACUCUAGCGAACCAAGAAACUCGCCUGCUCCUGGCGGGCGAUCAGAUGCAACUCGCGCCGGAAAUCUACAGCGUGCUGGCGAACGAGCGAGGAUUAGGCGUUAGCCUCCUUGAGAGAAUGUACGCGUACUAUCCGCCGGAACAUCCAUGUCGGAUACAUCUGUGUCAAAACUAUCGUGCACACGCGGAUAUAAUCAAGUACACGUCCGAAACGUUCUAUGACGGACUGGUUAAACCCGCCAACUUGCAACUGCUCAAGCAUCCCGUCAUGAAACCGUUGAUAUUUUAUGCUGUUAACGGUGUGGAAGAACAGGCUGCAUGUUCAACGGGAUAUCACCAUGCCACGGAGGCGGAAGAGCUAGCGAAUCGUGUCCUGGAAUUGAGGAGUGCAUGGCCGACACAACAAUGGGGCCCCUACAACGAAGGCUCUAUUGGAGUCUUGUCGUACUAUCCUGAACAAGUACAACGAUUGCGAAUCGAAUUGCGCAAGCGUCUGCUUUUCGACGUGUCUGUCGAGAGGGUGUUAAACGUCCAAGGCAAGCAAUUCACUGCAGUUUUUAUCAGCACAGUUCGAACAAGGAUAUCUGACAGAUCAUCCGCCGAGGUAAAAAUAAAGGAUUAUGGUUUUUUAACGGAUCCACGUUUAUUCAAUACCGCGCUAACGAGAGCAAAGUGUUUCGUGGCGGUCGUAGGCGAUCCGGUCGCUCUCCUAACUAUAGGUCGCUGCAAAGAUCUUUGGAGAAAAUAUCUCGAAGUGGCCGAUCUGUAUGGGAUGGACCGAAACGAAUUACAGACACACCUGAAUCAGGUCUCCAAGCUUCAAAUAUCGCCUUUGAAUCCGCACGCGAAGGAAUUUUUUCCCAGGACGCAGCCUCUAUGCUUCGUCCAGUAUAUUCAAGUGCCGAUUUGGUAUCCGGUAAUCUAUCCUCAGCAACAGCCAAUGUGAUAAAAUCUAAUAUUUUUAUCGAUUAUUUUGGGACGCGGCCAUCCACUUCAAGAAUCUCAAAACUAUUUCGCUGUGACUAUUUAUCAGUACUUUCUUCGAUCGUAUCGAUCGCCGAAAAAUGAGAAACUGUAUUAAACUUCUUAUAUGUGUGCAUUGAUUCUACAAUUUUUUAUUUGUGUGACGGUAUGAGUGUCUGUAAUGUAUAAAUGUGCAUACAAGAGAAUUUCAUUAAAAGUAUAAAACGUUUUAAUUUUUUAUGUGAAAAUGAAUUAUCUAUUAAGAAACUGUUAAAAAAUAUACAUGAAUUACCUCAAAUGUAUUUCACUUUAACAGUUUGUUGAGUUUCUUCGUUUUAUCUAGAUGUUUAAGCAACGUGGACAUAUUUUAUAUAUACGUGUAACAUGUGUAAUGUAUACAGACAGAGCGAGAAAUCCAUCAUCAAUAUAAUGUAUUUAGAUUUUCUUUAGAUUCAACAUAAUUAUAAGAUAAUGUAUUUCUAAAUAAAAAAUAUAUGAGAGAUAUACAUAUUUUAUGUAAUUUUUUUUCUUAUUUGGAAAGAAUAUAAUUUUGUAGGAAGGUGUGAAAUGUCAUUCUCCGAUUAUUCUCGAGAGCCAACGUUUCAUUCCUACGCGAAAGUAUACGCGCUAUUAUGUUAACGAACGGCAUCUAAAAUAUCGCGUGUUAAUUUUCUCGUAUUAAUAACGCGAUGUUACCCGGAGGGGAGAUAGUAUAGUAUACCAGGACAUAUACAACGGCGACAGGUACAUCACUGAUACGCGACCCGGGUAUUGUCUAACGCCUAGAGGCAGAGCACGUAGAUCGCGCGUACACACGCAGGCACGUGUGCUACGUGCAUCUUCGACACCACCGCAUCCACCACGAAUAUUCGAUACGUAAUUCUAUGCCUCGCGACUUGUCUCUUGCGCGAUCCGAUCUGUCGCUGUUAGUAGUACCGUCUCACAGAAUAUCCGUAUGUUGACGCUAAUUGAACGCGGGGUGCAAGGAGGUUUCCGUCCAAGGAAUAUUGCGAGGUACCAAGUUUCCUUCUUGACACAAAAUGAUACGCGUUGGCGUUGAGUGUAAGAUACCCGAUUACGUGAAUAAUUUCAGGGCAGGAAAGGGGCAAAAAGGUUAUAUGGUUAAAUUGAAGACGAAAUUGCAAAUUUAUUUCAGGAAAAGGUAGUUCUCCAUUUAUGUAUUAUUUUUUACUGUACUUAAGAUGUAGAAACUUAUUACAAAUAUAGGAGUUUUCUAUUAAACAAAUUCUAUCUAUCAACACGGUAAAAAUAAAACCUCAAAAUUUUCCUGACUCGUUUUUAGUAACGGAAAAUAUCCAUAACUUUAAUAAAUUUUUUGUUUAUAUAUAAAUUAAUUUUUUCCAUCUCAAAUAUACUAAUAAAUAAUAUUUAAUCUCAGACUGUCGUUUUAUUCUUUUCUCUGAAACCAAUUCAUAAAUUUUGCUUUUAAUUUGACCAUGCAAAAACCUUCUGUUCCUCCUUUAAAUAAUUUGAUGCAAACAGAAUGUGUGGUACAUAAAAACAUUCGAUAAACUAUACAUAACUCGAAGAAAAAUAUAUGAUUAUCUCACGCGCUUAUGCAGUAUUAAUUGAGAUUUAAUGGUAUUAGAAUGCGAUACAUGCUAAAAUGUCCGAGCUCUGCUGUUCGGAUAAUUCAAUCGAGGUUUUAUCGGACGAAACGGAUGAAGUUUUAUUGAAAAAUCUUAAGCUUGUUGAAUAUUCAGCCUUAUCGCGAAAAAUAUUACAGCAAUCCCGGGAGGGCCGAACUUCACGCGGCGCAUACCGCACGCGAUCGAUUUUUCGUGUGCAACGAAAAGGAGAAAUAUUACCGAAAUUCCGCCGAUAAUUCCAAUCGUGUUUCCCGUAAUUAGUGAAAAUUUAAAUAUGGUACAUACGCGCUAAUAUGCAAGUUUACGUACAAAUACAUGUCGCUCUUUUCAUCUUCUAAUCAAUCAGACCGAAUAUUUCCACAAAAUGGUUUUGGUACAAUUCGCACAAGUAAUUUUCCAACAAAUAUCAGUUUUUGCCCAUGUUUUACGAAGUAGACAGCUGCUGCUCGAAGCUCGAAGGAAUCAAGGUGAUAGAUGUAUCCGAUUUUUAAUUGCGCUGUCGCUUGGAAAAUUCGUUAACGUGAAAAGAAUGGAAAAAAAA
Molecule: messenger RNA, 5208 nt
Organism: Monomorium pharaonis (pharaoh ant)
Lineage: Eukaryota; Metazoa; Arthropoda; Insecta; Hymenoptera; Formicidae
Gene: Helz
Product: probable helicase with zinc finger domain
Exons: 6
Coding region: 299-3040 (913 amino acids)
Biological process (GO): regulatory ncRNA-mediated post-transcriptional gene silencing
Cellular component (GO): P granule; cytosol
Molecular function (GO): helicase activity
Source: RefSeq, a predicted model, not a curated record